Molecule: messenger RNA, 5437 nt
Organism: Apodemus sylvaticus (European woodmouse)
Lineage: Eukaryota; Metazoa; Chordata; Mammalia; Rodentia; Muridae
Gene: Dab1
Product: DAB adaptor protein 1
Exons: 15
Coding region: 463-2124 (553 amino acids)
Biological process (GO): ventral spinal cord development; lateral motor column neuron migration
Source: RefSeq, a predicted model, not a curated record
GAGGGGGCUGCAGCCGCUGCCUAGGAGUGUGGCCGUCUCCCAGCGCAAUCCCCCAACCCCCUGCAACGAACCGCAGGGCGGGGACCCCAAGAUCUCCGCUCUGAUCGGUCUCCACUCUCGGGAUGGGGGGCGAGCGAGGGGGCUGGAGAUGCGCGACCGCGAGCCGCGGCGCCCCCGCUCGCCCGCUUGUUGGCUCUUCCCCUUCGUCGGCGCCACGGCGACUCCGCUGAGCUAUAGCUCCGAGCGCGUUCUGGCGGCGAACAGAGCGCCCCGGCGGGAGAGGGAGCCGGCGAGGAAGGGCUUGGGACGUUCAGUGGCAGCACUCCAACAGAGUGAAUGACAUGCACGGUGUGGGGUGUCCUUUCUGAAGGGAGGAGCCUUUCUCUUGGAGAGGAUCCUCGAUGAGCCUGGCCGAGGCCCGAGGCCCGGGGUCUGCGUGAAGAGGACUAAGGAUUAAGUAGGAUGUCAACUGAGACAGAACUUCAAGUAGCUGUGAAAACCAGCGCCAAGAAAGACUCCAGGAAGAAAGGUCAGGAUCGCAGCGAAGCCACUUUGAUAAAGAGGUUUAAAGGCGAAGGGGUCCGGUACAAAGCCAAGCUGAUUGGGAUUGAUGAAGUGUCCGCAGCUCGGGGAGACAAGUUAUGUCAAGAUUCCAUGAUGAAGCUGAAGGGUGUUGUUGCUGGCGCUCGUUCCAAAGGAGAACACAAACAGAAAAUCUUUUUAACCAUCUCCUUUGGAGGAAUCAAAAUCUUUGAUGAGAAGACAGGGGCCCUUCAGCAUCAUCAUGCUGUUCAUGAAAUUUCCUACAUUGCAAAGGACAUCACAGAUCACCGGGCUUUUGGAUACGUUUGUGGGAAGGAAGGGAAUCACAGAUUUGUGGCCAUCAAAACAGCCCAGGCGGCUGAACCUGUUAUCCUGGACUUGAGAGAUCUCUUUCAACUCAUCUAUGAGCUGAAGCAAAGAGAAGAAUUGGAAAAAAAGGCACAAAAGGAUAAGCAGUGUGAACAAGCUGUGUACCAGGUUCCCACCAGCCAAAAGAAGGAAGGUGUUUAUGAUGUGCCAAAAAGUCAACCUGUAAGUAAUAGCCAGCCGCUGGAGGAUUUCGACGCGCGCUUUGCCGCAGCCACGCCGAACGGGAACCUGUCAGUGGACUUUGAUGAGCUUCUUGAGGCGACCAAGGCUGUGACCCAAUUAGAACUUUUUGGAGACAUGUCCACCCCUCCUGAUAUAACCUCUCCCCCUACUCCUGCAACCCCAGGUGAUGCCUUUCUCCCGUCGUCAUCCCAGACGCUUCCGGGGAGUGCAGAUGUGUUUGGGUCUAUGUCUUUUGGCACUGCUGCCGUACCCUCAGGUUAUGUCGCUAUGGGCGCCGUCCUCCCAUCCUUCUGGGGCCAGCAGCCCCUUGUUCAACAGCAGAUGGCCGUGGGUGCUCAGCCACCCGUCGCUCAGGUGAUACCAGGAGCUCAGCCCAUCGCAUGGGGCCAGCCAGGUCUCUUUCCUGCCACCCAGCAACCCUGGCCAACUGUGGCCGGGCAGUUCCCGCCAGCCGCCUUCAUGCCCACACAAACUGUUAUGCCUUUACCAGCUGCCAUGUUCCAAGGUCCCCUCACCCCCCUUGCAACCGUCCCAGGCACGAAUGACUCUGCCAGGUCAAGUCCACAGAGUGACAUGCCCAGGCAGAACAUGGGGAAGGAAAUGUUUAAGGAUUUCCAGAUGGUCCAGCCUCCACCUGUACCCUCCCGAAAGCCUGACCAGCCCUCCCUGACCUGUACCUCAGAGGCCUUCUCCAGUUACUUCAACAAAGUCGGGGUGGCACAGGAUACAGAUGACUGUGAUGACUUUGACAUCUCCCAAUUGAACUUGACCCCUGUGACUUCUACCACACCAUCUACCAACUCACCUCCAACCCCAGCCCCUAGACAGAGCUCUCCAUCCAAAUCAUCAGCAUCCCACGUCAGUGAUCCGACCGCAGAUGAUAUCUUUGAAGAAGGCUUUGAAAGUCCCAGCAAGAGUGAAGAACAGGAAGCUCCUGAUGGAUCACAGGCCUCCUCCACCAGUGAUCCAUUUGGGGAGCCCAGUGGUGAGCCCAGUGGUGAUAAUAUAAGCCCACAAGACGGUAGCUAGAUAGCGCAGGUCUGGGAGCCAGAGCCUCUCUAUGCGCAAAUCAACAGACCUAAGAAAUAGCAUCAAUGUGAGCUCAUGGUGGGUGCUUCACGACCGGCAUGGGAAUCUGCAGUACAACAGGCUCUCUUGGGCUCUCACCUCACCUCAUCCCACAGAAAAACUCACAGUCGCCCAGUGAAACAGCCUGAAGAGGGAACAAAGUGUUUUUUGGGAACCAGUGGCAGACACCUAUGGCAGCACAAAACAAAACAAACAAAACACAACACCCCACAAAAGAACUUAAAAAAAAAACUUGAACAGGACCCAACAUUAAUCACCAGUCAAGCCAAUGCUUAACCAACAAAUACCUUGCGCUCUCUCACUGGGUCUAAGACGCCCCUGGAUUUGAAACCAUUACUGUGUUUUCCUUUUGCUACCUGUUGACCACAGAUUGGGAGUGGCAGGCAUCAGAGAAUUGCAACAAGGUUGGCACUGACUCGUUUUAGGCCAAAGCAAGGGAUCCUCUGUGACCACAGUGUCAUCAUCCAUAUGCCUUCCGGCUGUGGCGACGUGCGUGUGUGCGUGCGUGCGUGGCAUCUCUCCACAGGGCCUGGUCUGCCAUCCUGUCUCCCCUGUCCUUUCUUUGUCCUGUUUGAGAAUUAAUGGGUGUAUAAAUUUUUGUAUUGCUUUUGACUUUUUUAGAAAUGGGUGAAGAAGUCUAAAUGGGGGAGGGAAAGCCUCUUAUGAAGUGAAUUAACUGGAAAUCACAAGGCAAUGAAGUGGUUUGUGAUUCAUUAUGAUCAAGAAUGUUGCCAAAACAACUCUUUAAUUGUCCUGUGUCCUGGUGAAGAAAAAUGGCUUUUGGAUAGAACCUUCGUUCUGGGGGUAGCAAAGGACAUCAAAUCCUAUUGAUGAGAAAGAUGGAAAAUGCAUCCGGUUUCCUCAGAAAUUCUGAACUCUUGAGUACAAUAAAAUGAUGUCUUUAUUUUUCUGAUACUUCGCUGCUGUGAUACUCUGCAGACAAGUGUCUUCUCCAAGCGCCAUUUUCAAAGAAAAGUCAUUUGCCAAAUAAUUCUGGUACAAUUCUGCUAAUGUGGUUUUGAUCUUAGAAACCAACUUUCUAAUCGUAACAUAAAUAUUCCAUGUAACAAACUGAUUCUGUGGUCAAAUGGUUCAUCUCUAUCUCUUUUUGUACAUCAGAAAAUUCAAAUGGGAUUUUUUUUUUUUAUUUUCUAACUUGGAAAGGAAAACCUUACCAUUAAACUCUUUAACUAUUUAAGGGAAAUGGCUUUAAGGAGUUCUAAUGGAAAAAAAACACCUUUUUUGUAAAUAUAAAUGUCAAUAAAGAUGCUUUUUAAUAACGCCAUUACACUGUAGAGAAGGUAGCAGAUGGAGCUUAAGGUGCAAAGGACAUGAUGGGCAGGCUUCACUUUCCAGGUGUGCUUCUGGGAAGACUGGUAGGAAGCCAGAGUUCAAAGACAGGCAGGAGUCCUGGGCCAAUAGCAGUUAGUGAACAGGAGGAGGCGGGGCUCCACCACCAGCUUUCCUGGUGAGUCUUCACAGCCAGAAAGAAAAGAAAGGAGCCUCACACUUGAAAAGUUUGGGAAGUCUCUCACCUCUCCACUCCCACUUACUUGCCCAUAAAUCAUAGAAUUGGUUGUACGUGAACCAGAAGGAUUUUACUUCCUGAUUUUACACAUAUGGGACAACGUUCUAGUGUUCAUUCUUAUGUUUAGCACACAGCUUUCAUAAAGAAUCUAUAUAUUUUUACCCUAUAGAGAACUGUUAUACAGGUCAGAUAUGUUUUCCUGAUGCUCCUAUGCAGUUACAUGUUGGAUAUAGUGGUUUAAGAAGGAAACCCACAAGAAUCAUGUGAUUGGAUCUGGGGGUAAUUACUCUUAUUAAGUUUUAAAAUUUGCAAAGUCAAACUUACCUUGAUAUGACUGGGUGAAAUCAUCUGGUAAGCUUUGACUUCUUCCUAUAGAAACUAAAAUGAUUUUGAAGAUGACAUGACUUCUUCACACAAAAGUCACAAUACAAUAUCAAAGUGAUUGUCAUUAUUUAGAGUCCACAUUUUACACUGGAAUAUAAUUUUCCCAAACAUAAAUGAACCAUAUGUCCACUAGAAAUUAUUACCCUGCGAUGGAAAUGUUACCCUACGGUGGAAGGUCCCAAGAACUAGACAAGAAGAGUUGUCCAUUGCCCUCUGAAGCUGCUACCUGUUUGUACAGGAUUCCCCCAGAAACAUGUAUCCAUGCUAUGUGACCCUCUCAUGUAAAUUGGAAAUGGGAGGUAUAAUGGCCACAAAUUGUCUGGAAAGCAGUCCUGCUUCUCUGAAGUGUUGGCAAGAUAGGUGGUUGCUGUGGCAAACAACUUCAGUGGCUAUGGAUUCAUGGUGCUGGGUCAGUGUGAAUGGUACCGUCCCCCUCAGUGUGGCUGUCUGAGGUUGUCCAUCGGUGUCACACCCUUAUCCCCAUCCUUUGGGUCACUAUGACACGAAGUGAACUCUGAGGUUGCUGUUUUCAGGUGUGCCAACUGCAGUUAGUUUUAAAGCAGGUGGUGACAGCCCAGCCAAUCACCAUCCUUCACUGAACAUGACUGUAACUGGAUAUGAACUUAAGGAAGAUGCUCAGAUAACACAUUAAAAUGAGGGAGAUAAAGUCAAGAUUUUAAACUGCCGUCUAUCUAUAUUUUCAUUGGCAGAAUACUGUUUUUUUUUCUUUCCAAGCACCAUUUGGUAAAUUCAGAACCACUCUACCCCUAUCCCAGGAAUAUGGUGACAUGACAUAUAGGAACAGGAGCUGAGGUACCAAUUCCAAAAGAGCAUGGGGAGUCUGCACAGUUCUGCUUAGAUCGAGAGGAAGAGUCACAUCUACAAUGCUUGCUUCCUCAUCUUCUAUCAGCACUAAAUUUGUCACUUUAAAUUUUGAAACCAGGGAAAUGCCACCUGCAAUUCUGUCCCCAUUCUCCAUAGCUCUUUGAUCUUUACUUACCACAAGACUUUUUUGAUAACUCGUAUCCAUCCCAGUGUCUAGAGAAACCCCAUCAUGUAAUGUACCGGGCACCUUCUUUUAAAAAAAAUGUUUACUCCGUGGGUUUGGUUCCUUUCAAUUUCUGCGUUCUGACACAUAUUUUUUUAAUAAAGAUGAGAAAGAGAAAAUGACUGUUGCAGCACGUUUCUAGACCUACUUUACCUCAGAUGACAGUUUGUUAACAUAGAUGGACACAUUAUUUUUAACUUUAUGUACAAUGCAUUCAACAGAACAGCAAAGUUUUUAGAAAUUUUCCAUUAAUUUCUGUAACACGCCAUGUAAACCGGUUACAAAUAAACACA